ACUUUACUCUCCUUAGCAGAGUCCUCAUAGGAGUCACACUCUUACUCACUACCAACCAAGUGAAACGGUUUUGCAUAAUCCUAGUAGGACUCUACUCUCCUUAGCAGAGUCCUCCUAGGAGUCUCAAGCCCAAGGAUAAUGAUUAUCCCUAAAACACCCUUAUCACUACAAGCCAAGUGAGAUGACUGAACCUUUACCUCGGCUGACAUUGCGGUCAACCGUGCUCACACAACAUUUCACAAACCCUAACAUUUUCACAACAUUUGUAAAUUAGAUGUAAAUUACGUACAUCUGAUGUACGUAAUUUACGUAAUUCCAAACCCUAACAUUUUCACAACACUGAUAAAAUCCUAACACAUUACAACCCUAACACAUUUAAUAAUUGACAUUUAAAACCCUAACAUUCAUAUUUUCAACCACACAUUCACAUUUUCACAAACACAAUAAAUAAAUAUAUAAAAUUCAGAAAAAAAGACAGAGCUAGAUGCCAUACCACAGAGAGAGAGAGAGAGCAGCGACGGAGAGUGAGAGCAGAGAACAGAGUGAGAGCAGAGAACAGAGGGAGAGCGAGAGCGACAGUGAGAGUUGAGCAGAGGGAGAUCGAGAGCGAGAGAGUGUGAGAGCAGAGGGAGAUCGAGUAUGAGAGCAAAAUCAGUGAAUCCAAAGUGUAAAAAACGUGAUUGGCUUGGAUGUCUUAUAUAAGUGUUGAGCAACAUUGAAAGCGUCAUUCCAAAUAGCGUCUUAUUAAGUGCACAGUGAAACUGCUAUUCCAAAUAGCGUUUUCUUCAGAAAAGGAAUGGACAGCGAAAGCGCUAUUUCAAAUAGCGUUUUCUUCAUGAACAGUGUAAGCGCGAUUUGAAAUAGCGUUUUCUUCAGAAAUUUUUUUACCUUAAAAGCGUGAUUUGCAACCACGCUUUCUUAAUUAAAAGCUUGGUUUUCAAUAGCGCUUUCACUAUUCAUCACAUUUUUGGCUCCAAACAGUGAAAGCGCGAUUUGUAAUAGCGCUUUAGCGUCCAAACUAGGCCUAGUUUGGGAAUUCCGUCCAAACUAGGCCUAGUUUGGAAAUUAAGAUACAAAAUAGGCUUAAUAUGGGAAAAGCCUCUGUUCUACGCACACAGAGCAGAUAAACGAGAGAGAGAGAGAGAGAGAGAGAGAGAGAGAGAGUAGUGACAUGGCUGUAGAGUCAAAACGCCUUGGGUGCGUGAUCGUGUCCGUGGAUGGCAGCGAAGAGAGCAUGAACGCCCUCCGAUGGGCUCUUGACAAUUUGAAGCUCCGUUCUCCUUCUCCUGACUCCUCCGGCGGCCACCUAGUCAUAUUCCACAUUCAAUCUCCGCCCUCCAUCACCGCCGGCCUCAAUCCCGGUGCCAUCCCCUUUGGGGGUCCCAGUGAUUUGGAGGUGCCUGCUUUCACUGCUGCAAUUGAGGCUCAUCAGAGAAAAAUUUCAGAUGCGAUUAUGAAACAUGCUUUGCAGAUUUGCUCCGAUAAGAACGUAAAAAAUGCCAAAACCCAUAUAGUUGUUGGGGAUCCAAAGGAGAAGGUAUGUGAAGCUGUUGAGGAAUUCCAUGCUGAUCUGCUUGUCAUGGGUUCUCGAUCUUUUGGUCCCAUUAAAAGGUUAAACAGGACAGAAACCACAUUGUAAUGAUGAAGCACUUUCAUGGUCUUUGGUGAAUCCUGUUCAGUUGAGUCCCAAAUCACACGGCUUAAGGGUACUUUUAUCGAUCACCAAUUCCUUCUACUAUAGUGGUAUACUAUUUCUUUAAUUAAUUUCUGGUGAGAUAGUUUUUAUCGUUCUGCUUGGUAUUUUUUUAUGCAUUAAUUGUUUGUUGUUUAUUGUACAUUUACUUUUUUGACAACAAAAUUUGUUGUGGUUGUGGCUCUGCAGACUUGGUUUCUGCAUAUUUCCAAUAAUGCUCUCUCUUGUAAAUUUCUGAAAGAAUUUUCCAUUAUCAUUAAUUAUUGAUUUUGAUGGUUUGCAA
Messenger RNA from Camellia sinensis, 1976 nucleotides. NCBI's taxonomy places the organism in Eukaryota, Viridiplantae, Streptophyta, Magnoliopsida, Ericales, Theaceae. The record is from RefSeq and is a predicted model, not a curated record.